Orbicella faveolata is the source of this 474-nucleotide messenger RNA. RefSeq names its product collagen alpha-2(IX) chain-like. The record is from RefSeq and is a predicted model, not a curated record. Lineage: Eukaryota; Metazoa; Cnidaria; Anthozoa; Scleractinia; Merulinidae.
GCAAUGAAUGCAUUUGUUGCUUUCUUCUUAGAAAUCCAUAUCUGCCCAUGGAUUUCCGGGUAUUCCAGGAUCCAAUGGUAUGCCGGGAAUGCCUGGCAUUCAGGGGCCCCAAGGACCGCAGGGAAGAGAUGGAGUUAAAGGCCAGACUGGUGAUAAGGGAUCGCAUGGAAUGCUAGGACAAAUGGGAGAAAAAGGAAAUGAAGGGCCUCGUGGAAAGAGCGGACCGCCAGGAAUAAUGGGAAUAAAAGGAGCGCGCGGAACUGUGGGAGAUCAAGGAAUAAAAGGCGAUAAGGGAGAGAAAGGAGAAAGCGUGACAAGUCCUUCUAGUGCAGUGCCACAAACUAAGUGGAAACAAUGUGUGUGGAAGACUAAUGAUGGUCGAAAUAGCGGUAAGAUUAAGGUAAGAGUAAAACGUUCUGAUUAAGAAUGGUUAUGAGCAAAAUUACUGUUAUCACCUAAUGUAAGUUAAAAUUU